GUUGACUUGGCCACGUCCCCAGGCCACGUCGCUUUUUACUCGCCAUUUUCCUGUCUUCCGAAGUCGGUAUCGAUCUGUUCUAGUGUCAUUGUGUCAUUCAUAGCCGUCAUAUCAUAACCUGACGUUAACCGGAGACCUGUUAAGCUAUUUAGAGUAUCUUAAAUCGGUCUGUUUUUGCUGGGGUUGCGCUCCAACAUGAACAUCUUUCGGCUAACCGGCGAUCUCUCCCACCUAGCAGCCAUCAUCAUCCUGCUGCUAAAAAUAUGGAAAACCAGGUCUUGUGCCGGCAUCUCUGGAAAGAGUCAGCUCCUGUUUGCGCUGGUGUUCACCACACGCUACUUGGACCUGCUCACCUCCUUCAUCUCUCUCUACAACACCACGAUGAAGAUUAUCUACAUUGGUUGUGCAUAUGCCACAGUGUACUUGAUUUACGUUAAGUUCAAGGCAACUUAUGAUGGAAACCACGACACAUUCAGAGUGGAGUUUCUGGUUAUCCCUGUCGGUGGCCUGGCGUUCUUGGUUAACCACGACUUCUCACCGCUGGAGAUACUGUGGACAUUCUCCAUCUAUUUGGAGUCUGUGGCCAUCUUGCCCCAGCUUUUCAUGAUCAGCAAGACGGGUGAGGCUGAGACCAUCACCACCCAUUACUUGUUCUUCCUGGGACUGUACAGGGCCCUCUAUCUCAUCAACUGGAUAUGGAGGUUUUACUUUGAGGGAUUCUUUGACAUGAUUGCCAUUGUUGCUGGAGUGGUGCAGACCAUCCUCUACUGUGACUUCUUCUAUUUGUAUGUAACAAAAGUACUGAAAGGGAAGAAGCUGAGCCUGCCAGCUUAAGUGCCAAGGAGGAGUGUUUUGGCAGACUCAAGGCAGGGGGAUCGGAGGGGAGGAGGAGUGGUAGUGUACGCCUGACACCCCCACUAUCACACUCUGCACCACCGUUUACCUCCUCUUCCCCUCCCGCCAGUGUAAGAUGCCUGAGACAGAGAGCAAGCAGGAGCCGCUGCCUGCACCAUGGAAUCAAACCAUCUGCAGAUGCUGAUCCAUGGCCUUUGGAUUUCUGUUUGAUGCAUCUUGCCUUAACUUUUUUAUUACUCUGUAUAAAGGAAGGAGGAAAAAAGCGAGAAAAGUUUUAUACAUAAAAAUAUGUACUCAGAAGAUUCGACACUUUGGUGAAUAAGAGCUGAAGAUGUAAAAUUGCCUGUGAUUUGGCAUUGUGUGAUACUGAAGUGGACUUCUUGUAGUGGGAUAUUAUUGACUCAAGCCUUUGUAAUAGUAUUUGCAAUGGAAAUAAUGUGUAUUGUUUUGUGGGGAGAAAUGUUUUAAAUCCUCAUAACUUUGUUGGACACGUCAUGUAAUGUUUUGCAAUUUUGUUUUGAUCAGCAUUCCUGUGUAUAAAGGCAAUUUCUAAUUUUUCCAAAUCCCCUAGGUAGAAUUUAAAUGCCACAUUAAUGCCAUAAUUUUUUUUAUACUUUCAAUUCUAAGGGGAACUCAGAUCUAACUUGAGUUAUUAUUUCUGGGUCAUAAAUUGACAGUUUCUACUGUGUUACUAACCAUUUUAAACGCACUGUCUUUUAGGACAUGAUCAGCACAAAAUGAAAGCAAUUGAUUAAAGGGGAGUCAACUAACAUCUAUCACUGUAAAUUGCUUUCCUCAUUUGAAUGCCCAUCAAGGAUGCUUAAUAGUUAUAUACCUACUAUAUAACUAACUCAAAUAUUUUUCUUUGCUGCGCCCAUUUGUUUUUGGAUGGCUGCUUUAAAUUUGAGACCAGCAUAAUUUCACUGGUAGUGUGCUGUCUGUGAACUAUCACUACAGGAAUAUGUUUUUUUUUUGUUGUAGAUGUAUUUAUUUUUAAUCUUCCUUCUGAUUUCCAAUAAACAGAGUCUGUAGAAUUGACUGUUGUGCUUAUCUUCAAACAUAGAAAUGAGUCUUUUUGUUAAACUAGAGAGUGAGAACCACAAUUUUACAAACACUGUCAUGUUAAAUCUGAAAUGUUUUUUUGCUGGUCAUUCAAAGGCAAAGAUUUAAUUUUGGUUUGAAGCAUUUGCAUGAUGUUGCUACCACAAAUAAAGAGUUUUUGACAAA
This is a messenger RNA of Betta splendens (Siamese fighting fish), 2082 nucleotides long. Its product is annotated as ER lumen protein-retaining receptor 2. Gene Ontology annotation, cellular component: cis-Golgi network; endoplasmic reticulum; membrane. Gene Ontology annotation, biological process: protein retention in ER lumen; endoplasmic reticulum to Golgi vesicle-mediated transport. The transcript is spliced from 5 exons. Lineage: Eukaryota; Metazoa; Chordata; Actinopteri; Anabantiformes; Osphronemidae. Bases 196 to 834 code for a protein of 212 amino acids. Gene Ontology annotation, molecular function: ER lumen protein retrieval receptor activity. The record is from RefSeq and is a predicted model, not a curated record.